This is a messenger RNA of Drosophila obscura, 569 nucleotides long. RefSeq names its product 39S ribosomal protein L55, mitochondrial (gene mRpL55). Gene Ontology annotation, cellular component: mitochondrial large ribosomal subunit. The transcript is spliced from 3 exons. The record is from RefSeq and is a predicted model, not a curated record. Gene Ontology annotation, biological process: translation. Gene Ontology annotation, molecular function: structural constituent of ribosome. Bases 108 to 509 code for a protein of 133 amino acids. Lineage: Eukaryota; Metazoa; Arthropoda; Insecta; Diptera; Drosophilidae.
GAUGGACUGCAGCCCUGGUACCCACUAUCAGCUGUGCAAAACAUAACUCUCGCAUGUGGACUAAAUUCUGCUUUUAUUAGCUGUUUUGACUGUGAUUAUCAAUAAGAAUGCUGCUGAAACAGUUGCCACAGGCUGUGCAACAGCUGCGCUGCAUUUCCUCAGCCACGACAGCGGUGACCAGGCUGCAUCGUUCCGUCUACUGCCGUUUGUAUCCCACGGUCGUCGUCCAGCCGGAUGGAUCCACUAUUAAUAUCCGCUACCACGAGCCACGCAAAAUCAUCAAGUUGCCUUUGGAUUUGACCACUUUGUCGGACGCCGAGCGAAGGUCCCGCCUGGAGGCGCGUAAACCGCGCAAGAAGGUCAGGAUUAUGGAGGAGGUGGAGGACAACUUCAAUGCCAAGAAGUACAUGAACUUUAUCAAGAAGAAGAAGUAUCUGGUAGCUCACUUUGCGUUCCACAGCGCUGCCACAUCCGAAAAUAAAGGUCACAGGAGGACUUCAAUCAUUUAAAUUAAAAGAGUUUCCUAACGGCUUACCACAUUACUAGUUUUUUGUUUAUCGAAAAUUUUU